Molecule: messenger RNA, 559 nt
Organism: Tigriopus californicus
Lineage: Eukaryota; Metazoa; Arthropoda; Copepoda; Harpacticoida; Harpacticidae
Gene: ADD1
Product: transcriptional regulator ATRX-like
Source: RefSeq, a predicted model, not a curated record
GAGGUCGAGGAGAAAAACGAGGAAGCUGAAGAGGAUCUGACGGAUGAGCAGUAUUUUGCUCAACUCGAUGCCAAGAGCUGGCCGCCUACCAAGUCCAAGGGCCCUCCCGAGAGUGUGGGCCAGCGGGUCCUGUCCUGCACGGCCUGCUUCAAGCAGGUCACCAAUGGCCCGAAAGACCCCGUCCAAAGACACCUGUUUGGUGUGACCGUGUUUCGGGCUUGUAAGGCCUUCUACCACGAGGGCGGGGCCCAAGACGAGGAUGGAUCGGAUUUGUAUUGUCGGUGGUGCAACGGCGGGGAUCUAUCCUUGUGUGACCACUGCGACGCGGCGUUUUGCAAGCGAUGCAUCCAGCGGAAUUUAGGCCGCAAAUAUCUGGCCCAGAUGAGAGAGGAACGCGAAUGGCAAUGCUUCCGAUGCCAGCCUCAGCCCAUAUUCAAGUUACGAGCCGAAUAUUAUGCCGCCUCCCAAUGGCUGGCCUAUUGAAGGCCAAGCGCAAGGCCAAGAACCAGAAGAAGAAAGAGUCUCAAGUCAGUCUCAACCCGUCGGCCACCAAGAAAAG